CUACUACUACUGCAUACAAGCGAAUAUUUGAAACACUUUUUGAUCUUAUUAAAUAUUUUACUAGACAACUACCAAAAUUUAAGCAUAUUCACAGAGAUAGUUGGAGUUGUAUAAUUGGCGAUUUGGAUUUAGCACAGAUAAUUGGAUUAGGUGAAACAUUAGCUUUGAUUGAUAGCUCAUAUAAAAUAGAAUCUUUAUUAAUGGCAACAGCAGAAAAAGUAGAUAUUAUUUUUAAUAAGUUGCUGGCAUCAAAUGAAAAUAUUAUCG
Messenger RNA from Racocetra persica, 267 nucleotides. The record is from the annotation of a GenBank genome assembly. NCBI's taxonomy places the organism in Eukaryota, Fungi, Glomeromycota, Glomeromycetes, Diversisporales, Gigasporaceae.